GACUGGGAAAACAAACACAGUGAGAGAGAGGCCUGUUUUUCUCAGACUGUUUGCUGGACCAUGAGAGAAGUGAGCUUGGGAGUAAGCCUUGGUCACAUGGAGAGAUUGCUAUUAUGACUCAUGCUGGGUACUUUCUCAUCAGUGGGUGACUACUGGAUGUUAGAGGCAAGACGUGCAUGAGUAACCCUGCAUCCAGACAUGGAAAUACGCAAGAGAGGACUGAGCAAGCUGGAGAGUUACUGGGGCAUCUCUCAGGAUGAUGUGUCUGCUGAAAGUUGCGGUGGAGCAAGAGGGGGUUUACGGGUCAGUGAAAGAGAAGACUCUGGGAGAGAUUCCCAGAAUUGGUACCGUCUGAGCAUUCCACCUCUGUGGCCUUGGCAGUCUGUUGUCAUAUCAGCAGGGUUGGUAUUGGCUGUGCUUACUGGGCUGGCUCAUGCCUGGUGUGUUUACUCCAUACAUGAGAACCUGCUGUGGUUCUCUCACCUCAAGGAAGUUGAGCGUGAAAUCUCCUUUCGGACAGAAUGUGGCCUGUACUACUCGUACUAUAAACAGAUGUUGAGAGCUCCCUCCAUACAGCAAG
Messenger RNA from Coregonus clupeaformis (lake whitefish), 580 nucleotides. Its product is annotated as probable C-mannosyltransferase DPY19L3. Gene Ontology annotation, molecular function: mannosyltransferase activity. The record is from RefSeq and is a predicted model, not a curated record. The annotation marks the transcript as partial. NCBI's taxonomy places the organism in Eukaryota, Metazoa, Chordata, Actinopteri, Salmoniformes, Salmonidae. The transcript is spliced from 2 exons. Gene Ontology annotation, cellular component: nuclear inner membrane.